AUGCCAUCAACACGGUCGAAACAAUCAAAAUCGAAACAACAACAAUACAAAUUACAACAACCAUACUCCUUCUCCUCAUCCUACCUCUUCUACCUCUAUCUCCGCCAAUUCUUCUGCCUAUUCCUCUUCGUCAUCUUCCUUCCCGUCGCCCCACUCGUUUUCCCCAGACUGACAGGGUGAGCCCGCUCACUCUGGCAGCCUGGAAUGUUCGUUCCCUUUUAGACAAUCCGAGGAGCAACCGACCGGAACGGAGGACGGCGCUAGUGGCCCGGGAACCGGCGCGCUACAAGGUGGACAUCGCGCACUCAGCGAGACCCGAUUCUCCGAACAAGGCCAACUGGAGGAGGUGGGUGCCGGCUACACCUUCUUCUGGAGUGGUCGACCCAAGGCAGAGCGACGGGACGCGGGUGUCGCCUUCGCCAUCCGGACCGACAUCGUGGGACGACUGCCCUGCUUGCAGCAGGGAAUCAACGACCGGCUGAUGAGCCUCCGCCUGCCUCUCCGACGGGGAGGCAAAUUCGCCACCAUCAUCAGUGCCUACGCUCCGCCGAUGAGCAGCCCCGACGCCACAGCGAGAGACAAGUUCUACGAGGACCUGCACGCCCUCCUGGCGACUGUGUCGAAGGCGGACAAGUUGAUUGUCCUUGGUGACUUCAACGCCCGCGUCGGCACAGACCACACGCCUGGAGGGGAGUGCUGGCUCCCCACGGUCUCCGCGGCCUCAACGACAACGGUCUGCUGCUGCUCCGCACCUGCGCAGAACACCGCCUCAUCCUGA
Molecule: messenger RNA, 778 nt
Organism: Spirometra erinaceieuropaei
Lineage: Eukaryota; Metazoa; Platyhelminthes; Cestoda; Diphyllobothriidea; Diphyllobothriidae
Source: the annotation of a GenBank genome assembly